Molecule: messenger RNA, 1701 nt
Organism: Fusarium keratoplasticum
Lineage: Eukaryota; Fungi; Ascomycota; Sordariomycetes; Hypocreales; Nectriaceae
Product: FAD-binding-3 domain-containing protein
Exons: 4
Coding region: 1-1701 (566 amino acids)
Molecular function (GO): FAD binding
Source: RefSeq, a predicted model, not a curated record
AUGUCUCUUCCACCCGCUACCGACGUACUCAUUGUUGGCGCUGGCCCGGUUGGCCUCCUUACCGGGAUUGGCCUUACGCAACAAGGCGUUGACUGUGUUCUUGUCGAAAAACGAGAGCGCGAUGUCCAGGCCACCUUUGGCCGUGCGACAACGCUUUACCCAAGGUCCUUGGAGCUUCUCGAGCAGCUGGAUGUGGCUGAUGACUUGAUUCAAGAAGGCUUCGUAUCCCGAAGCAGUAUCAACUUCAAGGAUGGGAAAAGGGUGAAUGAAAGAGGGUGGAACCUCAUGUUCGAUCACUUCAAGCCGAGCUACCAUGACUAUGCUCUGAACAUCCGUCAGCGGUAUUCGGAGGACGUCUUUCGAAAACACUUCGAAAGCUACGGCAAGUCAGUUUGGUUUUCCUGGAAGCUCACAACUUAUGCUAUCAACACUUCGCUCGGUGACGGGUAUAAUGUUACGGCUACUCUUGAACACAAGACGAUGGGGAAAGCGCAUGUCCGCUGCAAAUAUCUUGUUGGAUCUGAUGGUGGCUCCUCGUCGGUUCGGCAGUUGGCUGGCAUCGAUCUUGACCUGGAUCCAACCACCCACGAAUGGAUUCGAAUUGACGGCAAAAUGACAACUGAUAUGCCUGAUGCAAACAUCGGGUUUGCUUCGAUCGAGACAGAGCAUCACGGAAAUAUCCUGUGGGUGAAGCUCGACCGGGAUACCCACCGUGUUGGGUUUGCUCUUACGCCUGCUCUCCUCGCAAAAUACCCAAACGGCAUCACCCAAGAGGAGGCUUUGAAGGAAGCUGCCGAGGGAAUGAAGCCGUUCAAGUUGGAAGUCGACAGACUAGACUGGUGGACUCACUACAAGAUCAAGCAGAGCGUCGCACAGGUUUUGCAAAAGGACCAAUUUGUUCUCCUCGGAGGUGAUGCCGCCCAUACUCAUUCCUCUGGUUUUGCUCAGGGUAUGAACACGGGCAUCCACGACGCUACAAAUCUCGUCUGGAAGCUUGCGGGAACCAUCAAGGGCUGGUAUAAGCCUUCGGUUCUCGAGACAUAUGCCUCGGAACGGCACGCGGCAGCAAAGAAACUGAUUGGAAUUGACAAGGACGCCGCGGCUGUCAUAUCUGGAGAAAUUCCUGCGCAAUACCAGGGACUCAGAAGAACUGCAGAUGAGAUUUUGUGGAAGAUCUUUGGCGAGAACAUUGGCUUUAACGUCGGACUGGGAGUCACAUACGCCAAAAAUGUCAUUAACCAAAGCCCUCUCAUGACCACUCUCCCAUGCGGCAUCCGCAGCCCUGACGCACUUGUAUGUGCACCUGGAAGCAAAGUUCCGUUGCGUCUUUAUGACGCCCUUUUGCGAGACGGGCGUAGAGGCUGUUGGAGCAUUGUUGUAUUCGCGGGGAACCCAGCCUUCACAUCGGCUGAUUUCCCAGCCCUCAGAGAGACCCUGCCCACGUUUGCUGGUCGUCACGACGGGAUGAUUCGACUUGUUACACUGAUGAUUGGAAUCGCUGGCAGUGGGUGGGAGACAUUGGGUGGGCCUCCCCUGGGAAGAUUCUUCUUUGACCGUGAUGGCACUUGCCACUCUGAGUAUGGAGUGGAUAGCAAGUCAGGUGCUAUCAUUGUGAUCCGCCCUGAUGGUAUAAUUAGCUUUGCAGCGGGUUUAAAUAAGACUAAUAAAAUUAAGGAGUACUUUACUAGGUAUAUAUAUUAA